This is a messenger RNA of Trifolium pratense (red clover), 879 nucleotides long. RefSeq names its product protein PHOSPHATE STARVATION RESPONSE 1-like. The transcript has 5 exons. Lineage: Eukaryota; Viridiplantae; Streptophyta; Magnoliopsida; Fabales; Fabaceae. Gene Ontology annotation, molecular function: DNA-binding transcription factor activity; DNA binding. Bases 4 to 666 code for a protein of 220 amino acids. The record is from RefSeq and is a predicted model, not a curated record.
GUUAUGUUCCCUUUGAAUAAUCAUUGGAACCAAUAUGGUGUGGUUUGUACUUUGUCAGGGGCAACACCAAAGGGCAUAUUGAAGGUAAUGACGGCUAUGGGGAUUUCAGAGUUGAGUAUUUAUCACGUCAAAAGCCACUUGCAGAAAUACAGGAUCUCCAAAUUGAUUCCAGAGUCCACUACAAGAGGAAAGACUGAGAAGAAAAGCAUAUCAGAUAUACUGCCAAAUUUCUGUUCUAUAUCUGCUCUUCAGCUAAAGGAAGUCCUUCAAAUGCAAGCAGAGGUGCAAAAACGCAUGGAUGACAGAGUUGAGGUUCAAAAAAUCUUGAAGCUGAAAAUUGAAGCACAAGGAAAGUACCUAGACAGAAUUGGACAAAGUAAUCAAAGCAGAACAAUUACAAGAAAAGCUUUCAAGCCUUUUGUUGGCAAAGCUACACAUCUGCCCUCUCUUUCUGAGGAAUCUGAAUCCUUAAAAACACAAUCUGAGGAAGAACAUCAAGCAGCCAAAAAGCUAAAGAACAUAGAUGAUGAUGUUUUGCCUACAGGUUUUGAACUAGGACCAUCAACAGUCUCAGAAUUCUGCAACCAAACCUGGAAUAACCUUUCUUGGAUUCAGCUAGCUGAAACAACAUGCCAAUCACCUUUGGUGCCUGGUUUCUUAUUAUAAUAGGUUUUGUAUAAUUAGAAUAAAUGUUUGCCUAAUAAAAAAGUUUAUGAUGAUGUCCAUCUUAUAUACAAUGUUUGCUUGAUCUUUUUAUGGUCCUUCAAAGCAUUUUCAUAUGGAGAUUUAUGUUUGAGGGCCUAGAAAUGAACAAUGUUCUGUAUAUAUUGUUGGAUGAAAAUAAAAGGUUCAACAGAAUCACACAUCAUAUGUGUAUAA